Messenger RNA from Formica exsecta, 2083 nucleotides. RefSeq names its product juvenile hormone acid O-methyltransferase-like (gene jhamt). Bases 297 to 1133 code for a protein of 278 amino acids. Gene Ontology annotation, molecular function: S-adenosylmethionine-dependent methyltransferase activity. The transcript has 6 exons. NCBI's taxonomy places the organism in Eukaryota, Metazoa, Arthropoda, Insecta, Hymenoptera, Formicidae. The record is from RefSeq and is a predicted model, not a curated record.
AGACGAAAAUCAAGAGUAACAGAAUUGCGGUGGAAGUUUUGUUUUUUAGUUGCAAAUGUUUGAAAAUUCGCGUACUCUAUUUAUACAUCACAGUGUAUUUUGAUGGCGACUCUACUGACGUAGCCUACGCGCGCCAAAGAUCGGCGAAUUGCCCUGUUUCAGGCACCUUUAGUGCAAAUCCUCUAACACACAUAUACAUUAUCAGCUGUUAUUCAAACGCGUUCUUUAAUUGCUCUCGAUUUCCUUAUUUUUCCAUCCGCACGUCUUGAGUAACAGUAUUAUUACAACGGUGCAUCAUGAACUCGGCUGAGAAUUACAUUACUGGUAGUAAUAUGCAACAUCGCGACACCAACGAUCUGAUUGUCGAAUACAGCAAUGAAUUGUCACUGAUGAAUGGGAAAUGCCUUGAUAUCGGAUGCGGCCCAGGCCAAAUCACCAAAGAUAUCCUAUUACCUUUGUUGCCAGAUGAGGCGACAAUUGUAGGUGCCGAUAUAUCGCAAGAAAUGGUGAAUUACGCACGCAAAAACAACGCCGACAAUCAUUUGUCCUACAUCGUUCUGGAUAUCGAAUCAUUGGAUCUACCAAAGGAUCAAAUCGAACAAUACGACAACGCUGUUUCAUUUUAUUGUCUCCAUUGGUGUAUAGAUUUACGGCGCGCCUUUGAAAAUAUUUACAAGCUUCUACGGCCAGAAGGAAAAGCAUUAGUCAUGUUUAUAGCAUAUCACAUGGGAUUUGAGGCAUAUACGCGGUUGAAGCAGAAUCCGCGAUUUCAGCCUUAUCUACAGGAUGCGCAUCGUUACUUGCCUUAUUUUCAAAGAAUUGGUUGCAAAGAUAUGAGAGCGAGUCUAGAAGAAAUGUUACAAGACAUUGGUUUCAAAAUUCUGCAUUGCAGCAACAGGGAGAAAAACUUUCGAUACAGUAAACAGAGCCUCACAAAUCACGUAUGCGCCGUUAAUCCUUUUAUCAAGCGAUUUCCCGAUGAAAAUAUAAAGAAUUAUUUUUUGGAAAAACUUGUAAACGAAAUAAUGAGUCAACAGAAUGGUAAUGUUCCGCUUAAUAUAAAUAAGCAAAAAGAUGACAUUAUAUUGAAAUAUUAUCUUUUAAUAGCAUACGUGCAAAAACCGUCUACCUGAGGCAAAAGUGCAAAAUGUAUAUUUUUAGAUAAUUAAUUAUUUACGAUAACAUAAAAUUAACAGGUUUAAACUGUACGUCUUUUAUUUAAUUAUCUAUUGUAUUUAAUAUAAUUAUCCUUUGGCAAUUGGACAAUUGACCAUAUUGUAAAACGAAUAAAUAAAAUACUAGUUUAUUACAAACAUGCAAGAAAUUAUAUUCAUUAUUGGUAUCUUCUAAAUAAAAUGUUGCUUUUUCGAUAAACACUCCCCGUUUAAAAUAUGAUAAGAGGAGAAAAGAAUAUCUCGCCACUUUCCACACCAUUUUCUCCUACAACACUAAACUUUAUUGUACGCUAUAUCUUUGAUUUUACAAUAGUACAGCCAUUUAUAGAAUAACGUUAUUAUAACUUAUGGAUUUAUCGUACGGAUAUAAGUGGGCAUUAAUGGUACCGAUAUUCAUAUAGCAAGUAACAAUAUGUCUCUAAUUCUGUUCUCUAAAAAAUACAUCCAGGUUUAUAAAUAAUCUUGAAAUUGCUUCUCAUCGAUCGUAUUUGAUAUCCGAUGUUCGCUUCUGAGAAAGUACGACUAGCUUCGCGACCGCGAAAAGAUCAUGCAAACAUAUGUAAGCAAGCAUCGAUUUUUCAUUCUGCUCCGUUAUAUAAAGCAUCGCGAUAAUUAACCGCGAUAAUUAAUUAAUUUUCUUCUACAGCUUGCUAGUUACUUCACGGUAAAGAACCGGAAAUCGAUCCAAAUUGCGUAUUCGACCCAAGAGCGAAAGUAGGCGCGCUUCCUCCAAGCGACAGCGAAACCUAUCGAGAUGGAAGCAGUCCAAACUACCAUUGUACCAUGAAAUAUCCUCUAUUUGAAAUUCCUUCAUACUCAUUCGUAUGAUACGCAGACUAUCUUCCACACGUGAAAUGUGUCCUCUUUCUUUGUGACAUCCGCAUAAUUCAUAAAAUCGCUGCGUAAAA